AUGACCGUCAACAAUUUUGCGAUACUUCAAGGGACUAAGUCGCACGGCAUCUGUUUCAAGUCUGAUGACAAGAUAGACUUCUGCGGCUACUCGGAUGCAGACUGGGCCGGCGACCAUGCAGACCGCAAGUCGACUUCGGGAUAUGCGUUCAUCCUGAUGGGUGCUCCGGUGAGCUGGGGAAGCAUAAAGCAGUCAAAAGGCAAGUGGGUGCAUCGAUUGCUGUGCGAGAUUCUGGAUGCCGCAGAGUACAAGUCUGGACCCGAGCUCAAGAUCAUGGAAGAUAACCAAUCGUGCAUCAAGAUGACGAACAAUCCUGUGAACCAUGGUCGGGCCAAGCACAUCGACAUCAAGUACCAUCACAUUCGUGAUGAAGUCAAGCGUGGUGAUGUCACUUUAAAUUACUGUGAGACUACGAUUAUGUUGGCGGACAUCAUGACCAAGGGACUGCCAGGACCGCGUCACAAGGACUUGACGGCAGCGCUCGGCAUACACGCGUGUUUGCAUUAA
Molecule: messenger RNA, 507 nt
Organism: Peronospora matthiolae
Lineage: Eukaryota; Oomycota; Peronosporomycetes; Peronosporales; Peronosporaceae
Source: the annotation of a GenBank genome assembly